CCGCAGACUAGCGGAGAGGAUCGGGCUGGUCGGGGAAGCAGGAGCAGAGCAGAGUGGCUCACAGCGAGAGAGAGAGUUUGCACAGGAACACGAGUUUAGCCUUCGUCCUUGGAGACGACCCAAGUACAGGGAGCAUCCUUCAUUAGUUGUGUGCUGCAGCAUUAUUUAAACACCAUGUCUGGCAGCACCAUAGCCAGGGUGCUUGUUGCGCUCUGUAUCGGGGGCGCGGUGAACUGCAUGCCCAAAGAGACGCACAGGAAUCGGAGGCAGCCGCAGGAGCAUUACCCCGCCUCAGUCGACCAGGACGGUUGUACAGAGAAUGGCAACGUCUACUCCAUCAAUGACCAGUGGGAACGGCAAUAUUUGGGGAGCACUCUGGUCUGUACCUGCCAUGGAGUUGCUGGUAUCAAGUGUAAAAGCAAACCUGAAGCAGAGGAAAGGUGCUACGAUAAAAUCAACCAGCAGUACUACACUGUGGGAGAAACCUAUGAGAGACCCAAGGACAGCAUGAUCUGGGACUGUACCUGUAUCGGCUCUGGCAGGGGGAAGAUCAGCUGCACCAUUGCCAAUCGCUGCCAUGAAGGCGGGGCUUCAUAUAAAAUAGGUGACACCUGGAGGAGACCCCACGAAACAGGGGGAUACAUGCUGGAGUGCGUCUGUCUGGGUAACGGCAAGGGAGAGUGGACCUGCAAACCUGUCGCCGAGCGUUGUUAUGACAACUCAGCGGGAACAUCCUAUGUUGUCGGGGAGACGUGGGAGAAGCCGUACCAGGGGUGGAUGGUGGUGGACUGUACCUGUCUCGGGGAGGGAAGUGGACGCAUCACAUGCACUUCCAGAAAUCGCUGUAACGACCAGGACACGCUGUCGUCCUACCGUAUUGGAGAUACCUGGACUAAGACGGAUGCCCGAGGCCACCUGCUCCAGUGUCUGUGCACAGGAAACGGCCGCGGGGAGUGGAAGUGUGAGCGACAUGCCUCACUUCACACCACUGGCCUGGGCACUGGCUCUCGUGUGAUCACCAACAUCCAGCCCGCUGUGUACCAGCCUGCCAACGUGCCCGAGUCUCCCCAGGACGGGCCCUGUCGCACAGAUGCCGGACUGUCAUACUUCAUCGGUCAGCGUUGGAUCAAGAGUCAGGGAACCCAGCAGAUGAUCUGUACCUGUCUUGGUAAUGGAAUCAGCUGUGAGCAGUGGGAUGGACCAGCUCCAGUGUACGGUGGCAACUCUGGAGGUCAGCCGUGUGUGUUCCCGUUCGUCUACAAGGGGAAGACGUACCACUCCUGCAUCUCUGAUGGACGUAGCGACGGACAGCUGUGGUGUUCCACCUCAUCUGACUUUGAGACGGACCAGAAGUAUUCCUUCUGUACAGAGAAGAAUGUGAUGGUGGCGACACGAGGCGGUAACUCUAACGGUGCUCUGUGCCAGUUCCCCUAUCUGUACAACGGCCGAAACUACACUGACUGCACUGCAGAUGGACGCAGAGAUGGCAUGAAGUGGUGUGGCACCACAACCGACUAUGACGCAGAGCAGCGCUUUGGCUUCUGUCCCAUGGCUGCCCACGAAGAGGUGUGCACGACAAGCGAGGGGGUGAUGUACCGCGUGGGAGACCAGUGGGACAAACGGCAUGAUGUUCUCCAUCACAUGAUGCGAUGCACCUGUGUCGGUAACGGCAGAGGAGAGUGGAGCUGCGUUGCUUACUCCCAGCUUAAAGAUCAGUGUAUUGUCGACGGUCUCACCUUUGAGGUGAACCAGACCUUCACCAAACAACACGAAGAGGGAUACAUGAUGAACUGCUCGUGCUUUGGACAGGGACGCGGCCGCUGGAAAUGUGAUGCCAUUGAUCAGUGCCAGGAGCCCGAGACGAGGACUUUCUAUCAGAUCGGAGAAACCUGGGACAAAGUCAUCCGUGGAGUUAUGUACAAGUGCUACUGCUAUGGCCACGGCGUAGGGGAGCUCAGUUGUGAGCCCCAGCAGUCAUACUCUGGUGGCCACCGUCCUGUCCAGGUGAUUAUCACAGAAUCUGGAAAUCAACCCAACUCCCACCCCAUUCAGUGGAACGCUCCGCCGUCUGCUCACAUCAGCCAGUACAUUCUCAAAUGGAAAGUGAAAAACACCCACAGCCCAUGGAUGGAGGUGUUAAUUCCCAAUCAUCUGACCUCCUACACCAUCUCUGGUCUAAAGCCGGGAAUCACCUACGAGGGUCAGCUGAUCAGCCUUCUUCGGUUUGGUGGGAGAGAGGUCACGCGCUUUGACUUCACCACCACUUACGGAUCAUUGGCUACAGCACAAGGCGAGACCACCCAGCUUCCACCUGUCGUCGACACCUCCGAGUCUGUGACUGAAAUCACCUCCAGCAGCUUUGUCGUCUCCUGGGUUUCAGCUUCCGACACAGUUUCUGGUUUCAGAGUGGAGUAUGAGCUCAUUGAGCAGGGACAGAGCACUGGGCAGCCAGUGGUGCUAGACCUUCCUCGAACAACUACCUCAGUAAACCUGAAUGAUCUUCUUCCCGGGAGAAAGUACUCUGUCAAUGUCUACGAGGUCACAGACAGUGGGGAGGACAAUCUCAUUCUCACCACUUCACAAACCACGGCACCUGAUGCACCCGUUGAGCAUGAAGUGGAGGAGGUGGGAGAAACCUCCAUUGUGGUCAGCUGGGCAAAACCAGUGGCUCCUAUCACAGGUUAUCGUGUUGUCUACACGCCGUCGGUGGAAGGUGAAAGCACAGAGCUGAAUCUGCCCGACACUGCCACGUCUGUGACGCUGAGUGACCUCCAGCCUGGUCGCCUGUACAACAUCAGCAUCUACGCUGUGGAGGACAGCCUGGAGAGUGCGCCUGUGUUUGUACAGGUCAACACUGCUGGAGAGCCGCUGCCAGAUGAAGUGGUUUCUCCCACAGACCUGCAUUUCUUUGAGGUGUCGGAUAAAAAGAUAGUUCUGACCUGGUCUGGCCCGGGCAGCGACGUCUCAGGUUACCGCGUCACCGCCGUCCCCAUCGAUGAGUCUGGCUCCCCGCAGACGGAGAUGACUCUGCCCGUCACGCAGAACUCCUACAUUGAACUGACACACCUAGAGCCUGGCACAAUGUACCGCUUCAAUGUUUACUCUAUUCACAACGGAGAAGAAAGUUUACCACUUAUUGGGGAGCAAACUACCAAGCCCGACGCUCCCACGGACAUCCAUUUCACCAACGUGACCGAGGACAGCGCUGUGAUGCUGUGGUACGCCCCGCGCGCCAAAGUCACCGGCUACCGCCUCUUCCUCACCGUCGAGGACUCCAACCCCAAGCAGCUGCGGCUGCCCGCUCGCUUCCCUCAGUACACUCUCCUCAACCUGAAGCCGGACACGCAGUACGUCGCCACGCUUCACGCGGAGCAAGGCAACACGCUGAGCGAAGGAGAGACUGCCGUGUUCACCACAAACCCACCAAUGGGCAACGCUCCUCAGUUCAGCACUGAUGUGACCGACACCUCCAUUGUAGUGUCCUGGAUUCCAGUUCCCCGCAUUGGAUACAAGUUGACAGUACGUCCCAGUCAGGGCGGCGAGGCCCCGAGAGACGUGACCUCUGACUCUGGCAGUAUUUUCAUUUCUGGCCUGACACCCGGAGUGGAGUACACCUACAGUGUGCAGCCAGUCAUAAAUGGCCAUGAGCAGGGAACACCUAUCACACGGCGUGUUGUCACUCCUCUGUCUCCUCCUACUGAUCUCAACCUGGAGAAAAACCCCAGCACUGGAGAGCUCAGUGUGCAAUGGAGCGAAGCCAGCACACCAGACAUCACUGGCUACAGAGUGACCUGUACUCCCACCAAUGGACAGCAGGGAAACAGUGUGGAGGAGUUUGUGGAGGCGGGACAGAACUCCUGCACCUUGGAGAACCUCAGUCCUGGAGUGGAGUACAAUGUCAGUGUCUUCACUGUUAAGGAUGACAUGGAGAGCUCUCCUGUGUCAACGAUUAUUACACCAGAGAUCCCACAGCUGACGGACCUCAGCUUCGAGGAGGUGAGCGACACCACCAUCAGCCUCCGCUGGUCGCCGCUCAACACCACAGCCAUCACUGGCUAUAGGAUCACAGUGCUGGCCGCUGGCGAGAGCGUGCCCAUCUUUGAGGACAUGGUGCAGCCAACCACUGGCCAUUACACCGUCUACGGCCUGGAACCCGGCAUCGACUACGACUUUAGCGUGAUCACGGUGACGGAGAAUGGCGAGAGCGAGCCCACCACGCUCACUCAACAGACCUCUGUACCCGCUCCCACUGAUCUGUCUUUUGGCGAGGUUGGACACGACAGUAUUGAAGUCACCUGGGUCGCUCCCCUCGUCCCCAACACCGCUGACAUUGACAAUUUCCACAUCAGGUAUCACCCCAUUGAUGAUGAAGAUGAUAUUACAGAAACCACUGUUGGAGGCAGCAGUAACAGCGUGGUGCUGAGGAACUUGCUGCCCAACACAGAGUAUCUGAUCAGUGUGGUGUGUGUGUAUGAGCAGAGGGAGAGCUCUCCCGUUGUCGGCACACAGACAACAGCUCUGGAUUCACCAGUGGGUCUGCGAUUCUCUGAGAUCUUCACCAACUCCUUCACCGUCCACUGGUUUGCUCCUCAGAGCAAGAUCACUGGUUACCGCAUCCGUUACCAGAUGGUCACCGGCGGGAGGUCUAAGGAUGAGAGGCUGCCUCCCUCCAGGAACCACUUCACUCUGACGGGUCUGGCGCCAGACACCGACUAUCUGGUUAACAUAUUUGCUGUGAGUGGGACUCAGGAGAGCCUGCCGCUCAGCGGAACACAGAAGACAAUCUCCGAUGCUCCCACAGACCUGGAAGUGCUAGAUUCCUCCCCCACCAGUAUCACCAUCCGCUGGGAUGCUCCUCCCGUAACCGUGCGCUAUUAUCGGAUCACUCACGGAGAGACAGGAGGUCACAGUAAUCCCAAGGAGUUCACAGUGCCUGGCUCUCAGUCCACUGCUACCAUUUCUAGCCUGAAUCCCGGUACCAACUACACAGUCACUGUCUAUGCCGUGACUGGUAGAGGAGACAGCCCUGCAUCCAGCACUCCAAUCUAUGUCACACACAAAACAGGUGUUGACUCUCCCUCUGAAAUGGAGGUGAAAGAGGUGAAUGACAACAGUGUCACAGUGAGGUGGAGCCCUGCUCAAGGGCCAAUCAAGGGAUACAGGGUGACCGUUGUCCCCAGAAAUGGACAAGGGCCAUCUUUUACUGAGGUGGUGGCUCCAGACCAGACAGAGAUUACUUUCUCAGGCUUAAUGCCCACAGUAGAGUACACCUUGAGUGUGUACGCUCUUGGACAAGAUGGUGAGAGCUCUCCUCUGGUGGUGAAUGCUUUGACAAACGUUGACCGUCCCAAAGACCUCAGCUUCUCAGAGCUGGACUCCACGACAUUGCGGAUCUCCUGGGACAGUCCCGAUGGAACCGUCACAUCUUACAGGGUCCUGUACUCCAGUGGGGAGGAAGGCGAGCGAGAGCUUCUUCCCGCUCCCCGAGGCGAUGCCGAGUCCACUGUUCUCUACGGUCUGCAGCCUGGGGCUGAAUACACUGUCAAGGUCAUUGCCCUGCAUGAUGGCACAGAGAGCACCCCAGUGAUUGGAACAUAUGCUACAGCCAUCUCGCCCCCCACCAACCUCCAGCACUCCCAGGUUGGCCCUACCUCUUUCACAAUAAACUGGGCUGUGCCGGGUCAGGAAAAUGGACUAAAUGGCCUCAAAGGCCUGUCAGGCUACCGUGUGGUGGUGAACCCAAAGAAUAAGAGCGGACCGACCAAAGAGAUCAACCUGGCACCAGACGCCACUCAGGCUCACAUUUCUGGGCUCAUGAUUGGAACGACCUAUGAGGUCCAUGUUUAUGCUCUGAAAAACUCUCUCACCAGCAGGCCAGUGCAAGCAGAGGUCACCACACUGGAGAACAUCAGCCCACCUCGCCGCGUUCGCAUCUCUGACGUCAAUGACUCUGCCAUCACUUUGACGUGGCGCUCCAAGACAGAAACCAUCUCUGGCUUCCUGGUGGAGGCCACGCCCACUUCCUCCUCAGCAGGCUACAUACCCAUUCAUAAGACCAUUGGCCCAGAGUCACGGGCAUUCACCAUUACAGGUCUGGAGCCAGGCACAACUUAUAAGAUCAACAUGUACACACUGAAAGGGAAUGGACGCAGUGCACCGCUCACACUCACAGCCACCACAGCUAAACCCGUGGUCAGCCCACCCACAAACAUCCGCUUCACCUCCCUGAACCCCACCAGCAUCUCUUUCACCUGGGAGCCAUCGCGCAGCCCAGGGGUCACUGGGUAUUAUGUCACCUACGAGGAGGCCGGCGGUUUGCCGCGCGAAGUCACCCCCAGACCCCACGCUGGCCAGAGCUACGCCAUUGUCAGUGGUCUAAAACCUGGAACGGAGUACGUCAUCAAGAUUGUUGCACUGCAAAAUGCUUUGAGAAGCACACCUCUAGUGGGCAAAGCCAGAACACAGCCAGCCAUAGAUUAUCAGCUGUUGGUUCCUGAGCUGCCGCAGCUUCCUGUUCCCCAUCGGCCCAGCACGGACAUUCUGGAUGUCCCAGAGUCCUUCAACGACAAGAUCUUCAACUCCAACCAUGUACACUUGGCUGGCACCAGUGGUCAGAGCCAACCAGGCCAGCAGGGACAGCACAUUUACACUGAGUACCAGAACCUAGGACCUAAUCAUGGACUUCAUGGCCCCUUUGGUGGACCCAAAGAGGGACAGAGACCCACUCUCAGAGAACCUCUAGUCUAUAUCCCUGUAGCGGGUCCUGAUGGAAACAGAGUGCCUUUGGUCAAGGUGAGUGAGACUCCUCUGUCGGGUCUUGCGUUUGGUUUCCCCGACAAUGAGACGGAGUUGCCCCAGGAAGCACAGACAAUCACAACCAUCUCCUGGCAACCCAUCCCUCAGACUGCAGAGUAUGAGGUGUCCUGUAAUCCCAUCACACACCUGGAGGAAAGGGGCUUCCAGAUGCGUCUUCCCGGCUCAUCGAACAGCGCCACACUGAUCGGACUGACAUCCGGAGCAUCCUAUAACGUCGUAGUGGAGGCCAUGAGGGGCGGAGCUAAAGAGAAAGUUCUGGAGGAAGUCGUAACUGUCGGCAAUGCUGUUCCAGGUGACAUCCCUGGCACCGCUAACCAGGACGUGUGUUACGAUACGUUCACACACACCUAUCACGAGGUGGGCUCCGAGUGGGAGCGCAUGUCUGAGACCGGUUUCAAGCUGUGGUGCCGCUGCCUGGGCCUGGGCAGUGGUCAUUUUAGGUGUGAUUCAUCCAAGUGGUGUCACGACAACGGCUACAACUAUCGCAUUGGUGAAAAGUGGGACCGUCACGCCGAAAAUGGACACAUGAUGAGCUGCACCUGUCUGGGAAAUGGAAAGGGAGAAUUCAAGUGUGAACCCCAUGAGUCGACAUGUUACGAUGAUGGGAAAAUGUACCAGGUGGGGAACCAGUGGCAGAAAGAAUAUCUGGGUGCCAUUUGUACCUGUACCUGCUAUGGAGGGCAACAGGGCUGGCGUUGUGAGAACUGUAGAAGACCGGGUGCACAUACUGAUGUGGACGCUGACCUCCUGCAGCCUGUUAGCUCAGAUGUUUUUGACCGGUACCGAGAAAACGCACUACGCAAACUGAACAUCCAGUGUCCCAUUGAAUGCUUGAGGCCGGAGCUGCUUGCAGAUGCUCACAGUCCCGCAGAGUAGAGUUGAGAGGAGUGUAAAUAAAAAAAGAAAAAGGAAGACCUGAAACCCCUUUCAGGAAGGAAGCUUCUCUCGUGAAAAGAAGACCUCUCCAUUAGAUGUGUGCCUUCAAGAUUUUCCCACCACCACACUAAAUUUUAAGUGCCUUUAAGAAAGACUUUUCUACAUCAACCUCUGUGCCUGUUCAAAGACCCGUCCAGCUCUCCAUGUUGUUUGUGAUCCUCUGUUCUUCAACGAAAACUAGGACUUCUUUUUGACACAGUCUGUCGGAGCACAAAUCCUGCUGCUUUGUCACCACAAACUUGCCAGCCCUUCCCCAAACACCAGAUGCAGUAUUGUUGUGUACUUUUUUUUUUUAUUGGAUUUACACACAUUCCUUUACAAUUCUCUUUAUAAACCACUACAAUUGCCGGUCCUUGAUAAUACCUGCAGCCACAUUUGUUGCAUUUUCACUUUUUGAGUUAAGAUGUUGACAGAGACAUUUAGGUCGCGAUAAAGUGAUUUUUGUGGGUCCCUGGACAUUUCCAAAUCAAGGGGAGAGUGUUGUUUUGCAAAGCCAUACAUGUAUUUGCUUUGUUCCAUGACAACUUUCAUGGCUCCUCUCAGCGUAACUGACCUAAACCAACAUUAUAGUCAAAUUUGAAAUGAAACCGUUUGUUUUAACCUGAAUCAGCAUUCUUUAUAGUAAAGAGCGUUUUAGUUGUGAAAGCAGUUCAAAUAAGUCAUCACUCUGUCUCCUACUAUAAAGAGCAGAAGAACUGGUCAGUAAUAUUGUCUUUGAAUUACUUUUUUUUUAAACUACAAACUUUCCUUAAAAGAUAAGCACUGUUAAUUUUAAGUUUGUGUUGAAAAACAUUUGUUAUUAAAGUUUAGUGAUGUGGGUGUACAUAAAGUAUAUCACCUCUAAAAUUGAAAAAACCCCAGAGCUGACUGACCAAAAUACAUUUUCAAAAGUGAAAAUGGAUAAAGAUUCACCAUUAUUUCCAAGUGAGAUUUAUUGUAGUUUCAUAAAUCCUUUCCCCUCUUUAUUUCUUUUAUUUAUCCCUUGUUAUUCGAGCAUUUUGUUCAAUGCUAUUUUGGGGUGUACACUUUAUUUUGAUUAACAUGUUUUUAUAUUGUUGGUGCCAAACUCUGAACUACUGUGGACUGAAUCUUUUUAAUAAACAAAAAAAAAGAAA
Solea senegalensis (Senegalese sole) is the source of this 8867-nucleotide messenger RNA. It is a transcript of the gene fn1a, whose product is annotated as fibronectin 1a. NCBI's taxonomy places the organism in Eukaryota, Metazoa, Chordata, Actinopteri, Pleuronectiformes, Soleidae. Gene Ontology annotation, molecular function: protein binding. The record is from RefSeq and is a predicted model, not a curated record. Gene Ontology annotation, cellular component: extracellular region. The transcript is spliced from 49 exons. The coding region runs from base 175 to 7692 and encodes 2505 amino acids.